Molecule: messenger RNA, 307 nt
Organism: Aspergillus glaucus CBS 516.65
Lineage: Eukaryota; Fungi; Ascomycota; Eurotiomycetes; Eurotiales; Aspergillaceae
Exons: 2
Coding region: 49-228 (59 amino acids)
Source: RefSeq, a predicted model, not a curated record
CCGGAAUAACAGCCUGUCAGUGGGAAGCAGAUCGCAUGCAGGACUGGCAUGGCUGACAAUCAUCCAAUGCAGCGCUUCUACGGGAUUCUGUCCGGUUAUUCCCACCGCAGUCACGUGUGCAUAACUGCGGAAUACACUUUAUGCGGCAUUGUCCUUACGAAUAUGAAGAUCCCACUGCUGUUAGCAUUAACGUUGUUUUAUCCUACGGCGUUUCUUCACUAUGUAUGAGUACUCCGGAGUACAUUUAUCAAACCUGCAUGUGUCUAGAAUAACCCAUGACAUUCUGGUCAAUGUAUGCUAAUGUGUC